AUGGGAAAAUCUCAGUCUAAGCUUUCCCAAGAGCAGCUCGUUGAGCUGCAAAAGUCGACUCACUUUGACAAGAAGGAGCUGCAGCAAUGGUAUAAGGGCUUCCUCAAGGACUGCCCCUCCGGCCUGCUCAGUAAACAAGAGUUUCAAAAGAUUUACCGCCAGUUUUUCCCGUUUGGCGACCCCAGUUCCUUUGCCGACUAUGUCUUCAACGUCUUUGACAGCGACCGCUCUGGCACUAUUGACUUCAAGGAGUUCAUCUGCGCCCUCAGCGUUACCAGCCGUGGCAAGAUGGAGGACAAGCUUGACUGGGCCUUUCAGCUCUACGACAUUGACCGCGACGGCAAGAUAACUUACGACGAAAUGCUUCAAAUCGUUGAAGCCAUCUACAAAAUGGUCGGGUCAAUGGUCAAGCUUCCUGAGGACGAAGAUACCCCUGAGAAGCGCGUCCGUAAAAUCUUCCGCAUGAUGGACAAGGAUGAGAACGGCAGCUUGGAUAUCGAAGAGUUCAAGGAGGGCAGCAAACGCGACGAGACCAUUGUCUCGGCCCUGUCCCUCUACGACGGGCUCGUGUAA
Molecule: messenger RNA, 573 nt
Organism: Cordyceps fumosorosea ARSEF 2679
Lineage: Eukaryota; Fungi; Ascomycota; Sordariomycetes; Hypocreales; Cordycipitaceae
Product: Bbcsa1
Exons: 4
Coding region: 1-573 (190 amino acids)
Cellular component (GO): cytosol; intracellular membrane-bounded organelle; membrane
Molecular function (GO): calcium ion binding
Source: RefSeq, a predicted model, not a curated record